AUGCAUCAAGGGACUUUGUGUCGUUCGUUUAGCCGGUCUUCCAAUCGAAAUGGGCUUCUGCCAAUACGGGGAGUAGCUCGUGCUGCUUCCCACAACCUUUCUGGGCGUGUUCUUGCGUGCGAGUGGUCCACAUUUCGUUUUGAUUUUCGGUCUUUCUGCCGAUUUCGUAUGAAUUGCUUAAACGUGCCAAAUGGUUUUACGAUUCCUCUGCUUACGUCACAUCGAUGCACUGCGUCUUUUUCGGACAAUCAACCGCAUGGAGGUGGGAAAUCCGGGCGAGAUGCGGGGUUCACCACGGACCAACUCGGCGGCAGUGAGCCUGGGAUGGCUGAUGUGCCGGAUUCGAGCUUGGGAAUGGACUAUGAAUUCGAUCCCAUGGCCAGCAUGCAACACGAUGUGGCGGUGGAUACUGCGAAAAAAAGUUUCGAUCGCGUCCUCUAUGAGCUGCUCCCCCCCAACCCGCCGUCCUCUGCGGUGGAUAAGGUGAGGCACUACCUGCAGCAGCACCCUAUCGACAUCCUCAUCACCCAGCCACGCGUCCAGAUUACUCACCUCGAAAAAUCGGAGACCGGCCAGGAGGAAAAAGUUUCUCUUAGGCCGGUACCCCUUUCCGAGGCCUUGGCGGAGGCUCAACAGCGGUCGAUGAAUUUAGUCCAGAUGAGCACACGCGAUGACCUGGCGUUUUGUCGGAUCCGAACGGAGCGGAACCGGAUCAUGAAGCUGAUAGAACCCGAUAUGCAGGAGUCGGCGAGUGCCAUGACCGCUGGUGGUGAGCACGACCGCGCGCGUAAAACCAAAAAACUGAUCGAACAUAGCUUUCGCGACGCCGUCGAUGCUCACUUUAUUGGCUGGAAGAGCCGGAAGAUAUGCGAGGAUAUGCGGAAAGGCCACCCCGUGAGGAUCAGCAUUAAAGAAUUUCAAUCCGUCGAGUCUGCGAUGCGAAAGCUGCGGGAGAUGUGCGAGGCUAUCCGAACCCAUGCGGAGGGGAACUCCAUCUACCACCAUGUGACGAGUAUCGUGGGCAACGAACGGGAGGCGAGCGUCUCGCUCUCGCCCGCGGUGCCGUCCAAGACGGUGAAGCACCCCGCGGAGAAGGAGUGGGCGCACGCGCAGAAACGAAUGGAGGACGCGUGCCGCAAGGCGGGCCGCCUCGGUACGUACUUCAAGGACGGCCGUCUAAAGCCUCGCAACAUCGGUGCGUCGUUGUAUCGCGUCGACAAGUACGGUCGGCGUGUGGACUAG
Molecule: messenger RNA, 1242 nt
Organism: Phytomonas sp. EM1
Lineage: Eukaryota; Euglenozoa; Kinetoplastea; Trypanosomatida; Trypanosomatidae
Source: the annotation of a GenBank genome assembly